AUGUCAAGAGCAGGCUCUGAUGCCAAACCAGAGCCUGUUGGGGUCAGUCAGAUUCAGGGUCCUCACUGCGCCAUUGCGAUAGGAGCUGAUUUAAACAGGAGAGCCUGGAGCGAUAACGUUCAGUGGAAGGCUCCUUGGCUCGGGGAUAGCAUGUUACUGCUCGCGCUAUGGGUAGUGUGCCUCGCGGCACCUGCAUUCUCCCUAACAGCUGAGGAAGAAGCUCGGCAAUUUCUGAACAGGUUCAACACGGAAGCCGAGAAACUGGUCUACCAAUCCUCACUGGCAUCAUGGGCGUACAACACCAAUAUCACAGACGAAAACGCUUUGCAAAUGAACAUCGCUGGCGGGGUGUGGUCCAAAUUUUACCAAAACGCCUCAGACGAAGCGAGUAAGUUUCCCAUCAGUGAGAUAAAGGACAAACUAAUCAAACUGCAGCUCUCGAUGCUUCAGGAUAAAGGCUCUGGUGUCUUACCAGCAGAUGAAUACAGCAAGCUGACACAAAUUCUGAAUGAAAUGGUCACGAUCUACAGCACAGGAAUCGUCUGCGAUCCAGCUGAACCCAGUCACUGCAUGGAAUUGGAGCCAGGGUUGACCGUUCUGAUGGCCGAGAGCAAGGAUUACAACGAGAGGCUCUGGGCCUGGGAAGGUUGGCGGGUGAACGUGGGCAAAAGACUCCGGCCACUCUAUGAGGGAUACGCAACUUUGAAGAACAAAGCGGCCAGAUUGAAUGGUUAUGAGGACUAUGGCGAUUAUUGGCGAGGAAACUACGAAACCGAUGACGUUGGAGUGUACGCCUACAGUCGGAACGAUCUCCUGAAAGAUGUGGAUAGGCUACUUGAAGAGAUAAUGCCCCUGUACAAGGAACUGCAUGCGUAUGUGAGAGCAAAACUCCAAGAUACCUUUGGGCCAGAACGUAUCAGCUCUACAGGAUGUCUCCCAGCUCACUUACUGGGUGACAUGUGGGGAAGAUUUUGGGGAAACCUGUAUCCUUGGUCGAUUCCAUACCCAGAGCAGGAAGAUAUCGAUGUGACCUCUGAAAUGAUAAAACAGGGAUGGGAUCCAAAACAAAUGUUUCAGAGCGCAGACACCUUCUUUCAAUCAUUGGGCCUUCAGCCUAUGAAUUCGAACUUCUGGAAUUAUUCCAUGAUUGAGAAGCCUACUGAUGGCCGUAAAGUUGUCUGUCAUCCAACAGCGUGGGAUAUGGGCAACAGAGUGGAUUUCAGGAUUAAAAUGUGCACCAAAGUGAACAUGGAAGACUUCUUAACUGUCCACCAUGAAAUGGGUCACAUACAGUACGACAUGGAGUACGCUCACCUACCCUACUUAUUACGCGACGGGGCCAAUGAAGGCUUCCAUGAGGGUGUAGGGGAGAUCAUGUCACUCUCAGCAGCUACUCCCAAAUAUCUGAAAUCACUGGGUCUUCUUUCCAGUUCUUUCAUUGAAACAAAUGAGAUUGACAUCAACUUCCUGUUGAAGCAAGCAUUGACUAUUGUGGGUACCCUGCCUUUCACAUACAUGAUGGAGCAGUGGCGUUGGGAAAUGUUCCGAGGAAACAUACCCAAAGAUCAGUGGAUGAAAAAGUAUUGGGAAAUGAAGCGGAGGAUUGUUGGUGUUGUUGAGCCUCUACCGCAUGAUGAAACCUACUGCGAUCCGGCCGCUCUCUACCAUGUUUCCAAUGAUUACUCCUUCAUCAGGUACUAUACAAGGACAAUCUACCAGUUCCAGUUUCACGAAGCGCUGUGUAAGGUCACUGGCCACGAAGGAGAACUGCACAAAUGUGCCAUCACCAACUCCGCACCAGCGGGCAAGAAACUCAGUGACAUGCUGAAAUUAGGGAAGUCUGAAUCCUGGACUAGAGCUCUCGAGAAGGUAACCUCUCAAACCAGAAUGGAUUCCACGCCACUGCUGAACUAUUUCCAACCCUUGUAUGCCUGGCUGAAGAAAAACAACGCAGACAAUGGCCGGACCGUCGGGUGGGAUGUCAACUGGAGCCCAUAUGAAAAGGAUGCAAUUAAAGUGCGGAUUAGUUUGAAGGCAGCCCUUGGACAGAAUGCUUACCCCUGGGACAUGAGCGAGAAGUACUUUUUCCGGUCAACUGUCGCCUUUUCCAUGAGGAAGUACUGGGAGGAGUCAAGAAAUCAGCUCAUCAACUUCGAGAUGAAGAAUGUUUAUAUAUUCAAUGAAACAGAAAGAAUCUCCUUUUAUUUCAUUGUUGUGAAUCCAAAGAACCUCUCUGAAAUUAUUCCAAAGGCAGAGGUGGCACAAGCUAUCAGGAAGAACAGGGAGCGGUUUAACAGUGCUUUUCUGUUGAACGAUAAGACCCUUGAGUUUAUUGGCAUUCCGCCAACGCUAGCCCCGCAAAAGGAGGCCACAGUGGCAGUGUGGCUGAUCGUCUUUGGGGUUAUCAUUGGCCUGGUGUGCAUUGGAUUAACCAUCCUGAUCAUCGGUGGCAUUCGGGCAAGAAGACACAGAAAAUCACGUGACGCAGAGGACAAUGAACUUCAAAAGACCAAAGAUUUACCUGCAGUGGUUCCUGAGGAGAUUGAGUUUGAGAAGGGGAUUAAAAAUCCAGCUUUCACCACAGAUACAUUGAGCACGGAGAUGUAGACUCAACCAAUCCCAGAUGUUGCUAAUUCUACUUGGUCUGCCUUUGUAAGUUAUGGAAUUGUGUACUGAAGCUUCUCAUGCAGUUCAAUUACUACAGUUAGUAUCUGGUAACAGAAUUAGCUCAAAUUUUACAAAGUUUUGACUGUUUAGUCCAGAUUUACUCAACUCCAAUGAGCCUAUUGGAUCCCAAUAAAGAGGUACCAUUCCUCUGUGAAGCUGUUAAUCAGGGCCUCCGAUACCAAGAGACAAAUAAUCUUAUUGUAAAAUAUUCAGUGUAGACUUCCCAAUAUGUCAUCACAGGUAUUAGCCACUAGUUCCCAUUGGCAGUUCACCUUGAUGUGAACACAGGGAACAGUAUUUGUAAAUCGACAGCAGUGACAGAACAGGAUAUCUGGCUGAUUUCAUGACCAGAGUCAAGAUUAGAGUGGUGCUGGAAAAACACAGCAGGUCAGGCAGCAUCUGAGGAGCAGCCCCACUUGCUGUGCGUUUCCAGCCCCACUCUAAUCUCGACUCUAAUCUCCAGCAUCUGCAGUACCCACUUCUGCCCUGUUGAUUCUAUGACCACCUAGCGACAACCACUGAAUCCUGUCCAUUAUUUGCCUGGAGUCAAGGAGGAUGACAGAAUCUGGCCCACACGACUUCCCUCUCCGGUUUAAUACAGUAAGGAUCAGUAAAGGUGAAUGAAUUCAAGGUCCCUAAAAUGUUCAUUUCUUAGACUAAAGCUGACCCAGGCUAUCAAAUACAUUGGAUCCCAUGGAGUGUUGAUUUCAAAUAAUAGACUCCCUUCAUUGUGGCCUAAAUCUGCUGUAAUGGUUCAAGACAAAUAAAGACAUAAAGGC
Hemiscyllium ocellatum (epaulette shark) is the source of this 3446-nucleotide messenger RNA. RefSeq names its product angiotensin I converting enzyme 2 (gene ace2). NCBI's taxonomy places the organism in Eukaryota, Metazoa, Chordata, Chondrichthyes, Orectolobiformes, Hemiscylliidae. The coding region runs from base 1 to 2607 and encodes 868 amino acids. The transcript is spliced from 19 exons. Gene Ontology annotation, biological process: proteolysis. Gene Ontology annotation, molecular function: peptidyl-dipeptidase activity; metallopeptidase activity. The record is from RefSeq and is a predicted model, not a curated record. Gene Ontology annotation, cellular component: plasma membrane.